AUGGGUAAGGUUCACGGAUCCCUCGCGCGUGCCGGUAAGGUCAAGUCGCAGACCCCCAAGGUCGAGAAGCAAGAGAAGGCCAAGCAGCCCAAGGGCCGUGCCAAGAAGCGUCUUUUGUACACCCGACGAUUCGUCAACGUUGUUGCCGGUCCCGGUGGCAAGCGCCGCAUGAACCCCAACGGUGAGAAGUAA
Molecule: messenger RNA, 192 nt
Organism: Mycosarcoma maydis (corn smut)
Lineage: Eukaryota; Fungi; Basidiomycota; Ustilaginomycetes; Ustilaginales
Product: 40S ribosomal protein eS30
Exons: 2
Coding region: 1-192 (63 amino acids)
Biological process (GO): translation
Cellular component (GO): cytosolic small ribosomal subunit; ribosome
Molecular function (GO): structural constituent of ribosome
Source: RefSeq, a predicted model, not a curated record